AAACAGGGUAUAAACGUGGAGGGAAAGGGUGGUCGACAUUCAUUUUUGAAAAGUGCUGGUCGAAGAAACUUGCAGACAUAGAUACUUGUAUUUUAAACAACCAAUGUGGUCUUCCCGAUCAAGAGAAAUAAUGUUGGUGUCUUGUUUAAUAAUAUCUUUGAUUUCAGCAUUAGCAAAUGCACAAGAGAACAACAUUAGGCUCGUUGGUGGGUCUAUGAUGAGUAGAUUCGGUCGAGUCGAAGUGUUGCACAACGGAAAAUGGGGUACCAUCUGUGACAACGACUGGGAUCUGCGGGACGCCAAUGUAGUCUGCCGCUCCCUGGGGUUUGGUCAAGCUCUCCAAGCUGUGUCAGGUGCAGGAUUCGGGCGAGGCAAAGGACCUGUGCUUUUCGAUGGAGUAAACUGCUCAGGGGAUGAAAAAGAUAUCUUCGAGUGCGACAAUGCAGGAACCACCUCGUGCGGACAUGAUCAAGACGCAGGGGUUCGAUGUGCACAAUUUCCAGCAUCAAACAUCCGGUUAGUGAACGGCUCGAAUCCUACCGAAGGCCGGGUCGAGGUACUUGUCAACGGUACAUGGGGUACGGUCUGCCAUUCGUAUUGGGAGGAUACUGAUGCUGAGGUGGCGUGUCAGAGCCUGGGAUUCCCUAAAAUCGGUGUUGCUACCAUCCGAGCGAACUUUGGAGAGGGCACAGGACCAAUCUGGAUGGCUUUUACUCGAUGUACAGGAGACGAAGAGAAUCUCCUGGACUGUAGACAUACUGCCCCGGCACCGGCGUUUUGCGACCACAGCUCGGAUGCAGGGGUACAAUGUGAUCCAGCAUCAAUACUUCGUCUGGUUGGAGGUUCAUCCAGGUUUGAAGGCCGAGUUGAGAUGCACUACAACGGCAAAUGGGGAUCAGUUUGCAGCGAUCGAUUUAAUCGCGAUGAAGCCACUAUCGUGUGUCGAACACUUGGUUUGGGUUACCCUAGCCAUGUUUUCUACGACAACGAAUUCGGUGAAAGUAACUUGACCGAUGUGUAUAAAUUCAACUGCGACGGUUGGCGAUCAAGCAUUCUCCGUUGCGGAGAAAUCACUACCCACGAUUGUCGUUACGGACGAAACGUUGGUCUCCGCUGCCAUGAAGGAAUUUUCGCACCUACACGUCUUCGAGGAGGUCCUUCGAAUUCGCGACAGGAAGGUCGCGUCGAAGUCCUCUACAACGGCCAAUGGGGAACCGUCUGUGAUCGUGAUUGGACUCUCUUCAAACGACCUUCCAGUAUAGUUUGUAAUUCUAUAGGAUUAGGCUAUGCUGAAGAAGCAGUCAGCGGCGGCCGCUAUGAGACGAGUCCGGGACGUAUGGUUCUGGAUGACGUAUUCUGUUACGGUGGCGAACCUGAUAUCACACAGUGCGACAGUCGCGGUUUUGGGGUCGGUUAUUGUUUGCUUCAGGCAGAAGCAGGAGUGAAAUGUAUACGAAGUCCACAAGCAUCGAUCCGCCUAACCGGUGGCGAAUCGAUCUACGAGGGCCGAGUUGAGGUUCUAUACCGGUCUCAAUGGGCGAGUGUCUGCGAUGAUGGCUGGGAUCUGACUGCUGCCAACGUAGCGUGUCAAACUCUAGGAUACGGUCCUGCACUUGAAGCUAUCUCUUAUGCCGGCUUCGGUCAGGGGAGCUUUGCAAUUGCUUUGGAUGAGUUGAACUGCACUGGGGAUGAAGAUAGCCUCUUUCAAUGCAAGAAUCUUGGGAUCGGUGUCCAUGAUUGCGAACAUGGCGAAGACGUAGGAGUCCGUUGCUCCCCUCCGUUAUCAGGAUCAGUACGUGUCGUCAAUGGCCCCUCGAGGGAGGAAGGUCGGGUCGAAGUCUUCUACGACGGAGAGUGGGGAACCGUAUGUGAUGAUUUCUGGGAUGACACAGAUGCCAGUGUAGUUUGUCGAAUGCUUGGACUAGGUGACUCCGGAACUGCCGUCGGCUGUGCUAUCUACGGAGAAGGUUCAGGUGAUAUCAUUCUUGACAACGUCCGCUGUUUGGGAAAUGAAACAGAUCUCUACUCCUGUCCAAGUAAUCUUCCAUUGCAUCACGAUUGCGCACACUCAGAAGAUGCGGGAGUACGAUGCAGUAACUCACGAAGUAUUCGUGUAGUUGACGGACCAUCAGACAGCGAGGGACGAGUCGAAGUCUUCUAUAACGGCACUUGGGGAACCGUUUGUGAUAAUCAAUUUGAUAUGAACGCCGCCUACGUCGCGUGUCGUUCUCUUGGCUACAACUACGCCCUGGAGGUAAUCAGCCAGGCUGGGUAUGGAAUGGGAACAGGACCUGUCAUUCUUGCUGAUGUAAGAUGCUAUGGACCCGAGGAGAACCUUUUCCAGUGCCAGAAUAUUGGUCCAAUGAAUGCCUAUUGUAAACACCAUGAAGAUGUCGGUGUUAGUUGUUCCCGGAGCACAUCAACACCAAUCCGUCUUGUUAACGGCCCAGAUGAUAGAUCUGGACGAGUGGAGAUAUUAUUCAAACAACAAUGGGGGACUAUUUGUCACGACGGCUGGGACAAUGCUGAUGCCGCCGUGGUGUGUCGAAGUCUUGGUCUUGGUAACGAGGGAUACGCUCGAACGUAUGCUGCUUUUGGUGAGGGUACUGGUGACGUCAUCCUUGCCAAUCUCCGUUGUACCGGAGAGGAGACAGACCUCAUGGCCUGUCCAAGCACAGGUCCCCUCAACAACAGAUGCCUACACUUCCAAGAUGCAGGAGUCGUUUGUCCAUGAGAGAACGAGAUGGAAGCAGUCAAACCUGUGCAUUGCUAGCAGAUGACGUUUCAUUAUUGAUGCUUAAAUCAUUUUCCUUCUUAUUCUCAUACACUGCGAAAACUGUAGCGUAUGCCCAUAUACUGAAGUCGGGUUUGACAUAGACCAUGGUCUAACUUUGUGCUAAAAUUAUGGGGAGCCAAAAAUGCCAAAAUUUUGUUUAAAUUUUACGUUACUUAGGUUAACUGUAUACUUUCCUAAUUCUUCAAUGGUAUGAAGACAAUUAUCUUAUUCAUACUUCCCAGAGCAGAUUUAAUAGUAUUUAUGAACUGAUACAUUAAAACUCUAUAAUGUUAGAGAAUUAUGUCAAAUCAGCUAUCCAUAAUGAAACCACCACUUAGACCAAAGUUGACAUUAAAUCCGAUUUCAGAAUAUGGGCCAUAGUGUUUACAGCCCGGGGGGGGCACUUACAUUGACGAGUGGAUACCAUGCGCG
Molecule: messenger RNA, 3208 nt
Organism: Lytechinus variegatus (green sea urchin)
Lineage: Eukaryota; Metazoa; Echinodermata; Echinoidea; Temnopleuroida; Toxopneustidae
Product: deleted in malignant brain tumors 1 protein-like
Exons: 11
Coding region: 104-2734 (876 amino acids)
Cellular component (GO): membrane
Source: RefSeq, a predicted model, not a curated record